GAAGAUAUCCCAUCCGUUCAUCAUGGUUCUACGAGUUCUAGAUAACGAUAACUCACUCUUUACUCCCGAGUUCGAUGGGCUCGUACAAGGACAGCUGGAGAAGUGGAAAGUACCGGGGAUGGCAAUCGCCGUGAUCCAUGGCUCAAGCACCCAUUCUAAGGUACUACCGUUUUAGCCAACGAGAUACUCCUGGACAGUUGAAUGAAUAUAUCGUUAGGCAUACGGGAUCGCAGAGUUUCCCGAUAAGAAAAUGACCACCGACUCUCUCUUCACCGCUUGUAGUACCACCAAAGCCUUCACAGCUGCUGCCGUAUCUCUUGCGAUUGAUGAUAGCAAAACGACCGAUUCUCCUCUUCACUGGGAUACUCCCAUUUCUUCACUUAUCAGAGACGACUUUGUCCUGGCUGACAGCCAUGCCACGGCAAAUACUACUCUGGAGGAUGCCCUGUCACACCGGACUGGCUUACCGGGUCAUGAGACUGCAAUGGCGCUGGCGUAUCCUAACGAGACGCUGCGUGAGGCUAUGCGAAGACUGAGACAUCUUCCUCUCACCUAUGCCCCUCGAACUACCUUUGACUACUGUAAUCACAUGUACAUGGCGGUCUCCCAUGCGUUGGAGCAGAUGGCCGGUGAGGACCUAGGUGCGAUCCUUAAGGGGCGCAUCUGGAGUCCACUUGAUAUGCAAGACACAUAUUUCUCUGUCAAGGAGGUCAAGGAUUGUCCGUCAACCCGUUCACGGCUGGUUCAAGGCUACACGUGGGUCCCAGAGAUGAACGAAUAUGCCGCUGAAGCGCACAUGGAUUAUGCGCCUACGACAGGCACUGGCGCCAUUGUCAGCAACGUUCUGGAUUACACGAAAUGGUUGAGGGCAUUGGUGUAUCAGACAGGUCCCAUAUCACCUGAGGGUUAUGCAGAACUCCUCCGCCCACGUACAAUCAUCUCCAACUGGGAUCAUCUUAUGGUCCCGCCUUCCCCGGUCCACCUGUACGCUCUGGGAUGGUUUGUGGACAACUACCGUGGCGAGCAAUUAUACUGGCACAGUGGAAGCUGGCCCGGUUUUGGGAUAAUGGUGGGAUUUAUUCCCAGCAGACAGUUCGGGUUUGUCAUGAUGGGAAACACGGUGAAUGCCAGAAACGCGCAGCUGGAGCUCUAUUUGUAUCUCAUUGAUAAAUUGCCCGGAGUUCCCGGUGCGCAGCGCACCGGACAUAUCGCGAAGAUGACCCAGCGGGUAGAAGAGAAGGAAAAAACGAGCUCUGAGAGCAUGGAAGAGGCAAAGAAGCGGUUAUAUCCUUCGCUUCCUGAGCGUCCGAUUUCCCAUUUACUACCAUUGGAUCGAUAUGCGGGAACCUACAGGCAUGCGGGAUACGGUUCUAUCCCGCUGACUCUCAAAGGCGGGCAAUUGCAUUCGGACCUGACAGACCGAGUAAUCCGCAUGCAUCUGACACUGGCGCAUGCGAGUGGAGAGUUUUUUGUCGCUAGGGCUUAUCCCCCUGGAAGGCGACGCUCUGGUUCUGAAUACUUUCGAGUGGAAUUCCAUGUCGACUCAUCCGGGACUCCGCAGAAGCUUGGAAUGGAACUGGAGCGGGGACUCGGUGGUGAGAAGAUUUGGUUUACCCGCACGUAGGCUCGAAGGUUACUUGUCUAUGUUUCUUCCAUCGUAUGGGAUAUAGAAAUCCAUCAGUAUGGAUAUCUAAGAACCUUGGAAUGGAAACCUACUUACCAAUUAUGGACUAGUCUCAUGUGGAUUUUAUUAGCUCUCUGAUUGGCCUCUUUAUACAUGCUCUAGUUUAAAUAUGGUAUAGUCUCUAUUGCAGCCUCAGGCAAUGAACGUGUCCGGUUAUUUUGCACUUCAACGUUCUUUGCUGCAGCACGAUAUCUCAAGCGGGCGAAGCAUAAGCAGUUCGGUUGUUUUGGGGAAGCUAUGCGCAGUGCAUGAUGGAGGUCAUGUCUGUUGACUGAGAUACAUUAGGGCUUGUC
Monascus purpureus is the source of this 1977-nucleotide messenger RNA. Lineage: Eukaryota; Fungi; Ascomycota; Eurotiomycetes; Eurotiales; Aspergillaceae. The record is from the annotation of a GenBank genome assembly.